Pantherophis guttatus is the source of this 2130-nucleotide messenger RNA. It is a transcript of the gene C5H11orf65, whose product is annotated as chromosome 5 C11orf65 homolog. NCBI's taxonomy places the organism in Eukaryota, Metazoa, Chordata, Lepidosauria, Squamata, Colubridae. The record is from RefSeq and is a predicted model, not a curated record.
AAUAAAUACCACAUGAGUUUAGAUAGAACAGUGGCAACCUGUCGGUUCCCGUACCCGUUAUUAGAUGACAACUUUAUAUUUAAGAAGGAUUCUCAAUACUAUGCGCACUUCUAUAGGGAUCUGGCAUGAUGGAUCCAUUAUAUGCCAUGUAAAAUAAACUAAGAUGAGCCAAAGUAAUCAUCUUUGCAAGAAAGGAAGAGUGAAAUAACAUUGCCUGGCUGUAGACUAUGUUGAAGGAAUACGAAUAUCUUCUCCCAUCUUUCCUGUGAGAAAAAGGACUUGGAAGAUGAAACUCCAACUGAGCAGAUGACAAUUGCAAUAUAUCAAAACAGAUAUGCUGGGGCUGCAGCUCGGUGGAAAAGCCUGAUUAGCAUGUUUGGCAGGCCAUGCAAAUGAAAAUUGCAUUCUCUACAAAUUGCCUAGCAGGCAGGUGAAAUCACAGCUUCCUGAGUUAGUGUAUCUGUCUGUGAGUCUCAGUGCUAUGUAUGCAAGUUGCAUCUUGAUUUCCAAACACAGAGACCUGCCCAAAAGUUGCCCAACAGGCUCUGUAAAUUAGGUCACUCGCACUGGAGAGGAACAUCUUUUGAAGUUGCUCGGUGACUAGACCUCUUUCCCAUUAACAGGAAAUGAAAGCUUGCAUGAAUCUGCCAACCUUUGAAGCUCGGUAAUGGAAGUGAGCAACCACAGCAAGUUACAUAUUGGUUCAAAGGAGCUAGAUAAUUUCCGACCAUCAAAAAAGAUUUAGCAAGAUGUAAUCUGGUUGAAACUAAAAAGCAACUUCUGAUUUAUGAGAAAAGCUUUGUGGUCUAUUGUUUUGCCAUGUGCACCGGAAAUAAACACGGGGAGCAAUCAGUAAGACGGUAACUUGGUACUGAUUUCUUUAAGAGUAACUUCUGUGAGCUCAUUUGAGCUUACCUUCCAGAUAGCACCAAACAUAGUACUACAAUGCAGGAAGGCUUCAGGAAAAAAUAUGGAACUUCCGGAAAAUAUAUUAUAAGCCCAAAGAAUCUGAUAGAAUUAUUUGAUGAUGAGAAAGAAGAGAAAAGGGAGAAAGCAGCACACAUCAUUCAAAAAACCUGGAAAAAAUGGCUGGAUAUGGGUGUAUUUGAAUACUAUAAAGAGCUUAUAGGCUUUAAGCAAUAUGGAGAACCUUGCCAUCUUAUGAAGUACAUUGAGCCUAGAGAGGCAGAAUUUUUAGAUGCUGCAGCAGGAGUUCAUAUUAAAUUCAGACUAGGUGGGGAAAAGUUUCCUCCCAGCAUAUACUAUAAAAUAUUUACUCAUAGACCUAUUGUGGAUUUGUGCGCAAAUAGUCCCAAAGACUACGCAAAGAUUGCAACCAAACCAAAUCCAAGGAAGUUGGAGAAAGGGAGCGUCAAUGAAAGUACUGGUGACUGGUAUAAACGCAUCGAGAAUAAUGGAUGGCGACUUCUUUCCAUUAGAUAUUGGAAGGGUGUGGACUCUGUAACAACGAAAGACAAUACCAAAAUACAGGAAUUCCAUCAUUCUCCUAAGCAGAGGAAACGGAACAUGGCGAAAAGAAGAAAGGCAAGAAAAAUCGAAUGGCUGAGAAAAAUGUACUUUGGCGAAAAUCUGAAAGUUAAAACACAGAAUCCUGAGGCAACUGCUUUAAUUCAGAGAGCAACAGAAGGGCUAAUCAAGUCCUUGGAGAAGGAAGGAAUAGAUCAAGUGAUGGAAUGGGAAGUAGAUGAGAUGUUAAAGUGGACAAAUGCAUUGAAUUAUGACGAAUAUGUUAAACUAUGGAAAGAAGUUGGAACAAGCAAGACUUCAGAAAGUUUUAAAGCUUUCCAGUUUACUCAACAACACUAUAACGUUUCUGAACUGAUACCAAAGGAUAUCCAAGAAAUAAUGCGAUCUCAGCUAAUGUAGACUAAAAGAGAGACCUAUUAUCAACUCACUUUAAUAGGUGCAGAAGAAAAAAAAAACACAUCUGACAACUGAACAUUCAUCAGUCACAACAGUAUCAACAUAAAACUUCAGGAGACAAAUAGAAACUCAGUAUAAAAAGAUGAAAUCUAUGCAUUUGUCAAGUUAAUGUGCCUUAACACAUUAACAUAAAAUGUAAUGAAUGUAAAGAAAUUUGAAAUUAAAUUUAUUUAGUUUCCUAGUGAA